This is a messenger RNA of Arctia plantaginis, 1233 nucleotides long. The record is from the annotation of a GenBank genome assembly. Lineage: Eukaryota; Metazoa; Arthropoda; Insecta; Lepidoptera; Erebidae.
AUGCCAGUGGUUAUUGUGUGUGAAACUACGCCGUAUCCGCCGUUUCCUUUUUCAGUUACGAACGAAACUUUGCGUAAUGUGAAAGUUAUAUCUUUAGCACUCAAGCUUAAUGCUUUACCUCAAGAUUUUAAUCCUUUGACCCAUAUAUCAACUGAGUAUGUGUUAUUUGUACCUGAUUCUACCCGGGUUUCAAGACGUGUUUUACAACUGGCAAUGGUGGCUGUGUCGAGCGGCAAAAUACAUGCUGUAGUAAUUAGUGUUGGUAAUUCUCACUUAACUUGUCAGCAAGUUCAAUGGAAGUAUGCUGAUUGGACACUGCAUUAUAGCAAGGACGCUUCAGGCAAGAUAUGUGAUGCUGUCCAUGGACAACAUGCUCUGUUAAUCAGGACUGAAGUACUUCAUAAACUGCCACAGCCCUUUGGUUUACCAUUUCCGGAGUCACUAUAUUUACAAUUGGCUGUAAAAAAUAUCAAGAUACAAAUAGCAGAUGGCAAGCUGGGUGCCGGUCAUGGAAUCCUCAAAACUCCAGGAGGGAGACAGAGGGCUUCAAGACACAUGAGAGAUUAUAGAGUAGCUCUGUAUAAACAGUUGGGCAUCAAGGCAGUUUUCAGGGAGGACGGCAGGGUGCAGUGGUUUGGGUGUAAGAGGGAGACACAGCGAUGUUACCCACCUGUGCAAGGCACACCUUCGUACAUUUUGUCAGGCCGCAACACUCCGCCUUGCUGUCGUCGUAAUAUGCGACGUGUGGCCGGUCAUGUUUUACGCGCGUUGUUGCAAGCGGGCGCGAGGUGCUGGCUAGAGACCACCUCCUUACUUGGGGCUGUUUUGAGAGGCGACAUAUUACCAUGGGCAGAACACGUAGAAAUUGGGAUCCAUGCAUCAGACGUGACUCGUGUGUCCUGGCUUCAGCGAGGUGGUGCUGACGCCGACGGCUACGUGUGGGAACGAGCUACUAAAGGUCACUACUAUAGGGUGGCUUAUUCAGCGACUAAUAGAGUAUAUGUGCUUAUAUUACCGUUCAGCCCUAGAAAUGGGACUAUGUGGCCUGCCGAUUGGGUGUUGGCACAUCAAAGAGAAUUCCCUGAGAGACAUUUGCAUCCACUAGCUCAGAUUACAUUCGCUGGACGGCAAGCGCCCGCUCCUAACGACGCCAGAGCGUUUCUGGACCUUAAACUUGGCGCCAAUUCCGUCGAGCGAUGUGAUAAACUUGGACCGAAGCUAUUAUAUCCUUAA